GCAAGGGUAAACUUUUGCAGUCAAGUCAUUCUGCUAAUGCCCUUAACUGCUUCAGAGGAUCCUAGAAGCUACAAAUAUGUCUACUGAGCUUCCUGCAACAACAGUGGUUACAGAAAUGGACACUUUCACAGUUUCUCAGACAAACAGUUCCACCUGUGACUUAUAUGAGCACAAAGAUACAGCACGUAUACUACUGUCUGUCUUCUACAGCUCCAUCUUAAUUCUUGGGGUGCUUGGAAACUCCAUUGCCCUCACCGUCAUUUUUAAAAACAGAAAGAAGAUCAACUCCACUACCCUCUAUUCAACAAAUCUUGUCUUCUCUGAUCUCCUGUUUUGUAUUGCCUUACCUACAAGGGUAGCCUACUACGCCCUGGGAUUUCACUGGCCUUUUGGAGAAGCAUUAUGUCGAAUAACCGCUCUCUUGUUCUAUGUCAACACGUACGCAGGUGUCAACUUCAUGACGUGUUUGAGCAUUGACAGGUUUUUUGCUGUUGUCCACCCCUUCCAAUACAAGAUCAGAAGGAUGAAAUAUGCCAAGGGCAUUUGUGUCUUUAUCUGGUUUCUUGUGUUUAGUCAAACCUUCCCGUUACUUAUACAACCCAUGUCACAGGAAGAAGAAGAAAGGACUACGUGUAUGGAAUAUCCAAACUUUGAAAAAAUAGCACAUCUACCAUUUAUACUUCUUGCUGCCUGUUUAGUAGGGUACCUUAUUCCCCUGGGGAUUAUAUUAUUUUGUUACUCUCAAAUUAGCUGCAAACUUUUUCAAACAGCCAAGGAAAAUCCACUGACUGAAAAAUCGGGAAUAAACAAAAAAGCCAUUAAUACAAUCAUAUUUGUAAUUAUAGUGUUCAUCAUCUGCUUUACUCCUUAUCACGUUGCAAUCAUACAACAUAUGAUUAAGAAGCUUCAGAGUGAACCCUCAUGCACAGAAAAGAAAAUUUUCCAGAAGUCACUCCAUUAUACCGUGUUUCUGAUGAAUUUUAACUGCUGCCUAGAUCCUUUCAUCUACUUCUUUGCAUGCAAAGGAUACAAGAGAACUGUAAUGAAAAUACUGAGACGACAAGUGAGUGUAUCAAUUUCAAGUGCUGCCAGGUCACACCAUGAAGAAAGCUCACGUGACGUGGGAGAAACGCAAAUGAUGGUACUUGCAAAAUCUUCCAAUGGAAAGCUACCUGAAAAAUAAAGCCUCCAGUACACCAGAGUCGAGUGAGCUCAAAAAUCCAGGGUCCACAGUAAAAACUCUUAGGGAUCCCUGUACAGAAACUAAAGCCAGAUUCUGGUUUUCAGGGUGUCAGGAAAUCGAAGAGUGAUGUUAGACUGAAAAAGAACUGUCAGAGGGCAGCAGGAAAACUCAGCAUUAUAAGUUCCUAGCUGUAUCAUUUUGACUGAUCUCAUUUUUUUUUUUUCCCAGGAAACAUGCACCAUUGCAAAUGUUCCAAUUCCAUAAUGAACAUGGUAUCCCUGGGUGUUAUGAACUCAAGCAAAGACUUGAUUCACAGUUUGUGUGUCCAACAAAGGGUUGAACACAGAUAGCUUACAAUUCACAGUGAUUACAAGCAGAACAAGUGAAAAUUGCAAGAUCUCCAGCUGAUCUCCAAUUAAAGCAAUGGUUUUGUUUGCCAAGUCACACAAGCAAAAGAAAUUUAACUUUGAGAUAAAAUGGACAAUUUCUGAUCACAUUUGACUACCACAAGUGCUUAGUUUAUAGCCUUUUUAAAGGUGAAACGUCAUUUUAUAGUAUUUGGAGAAGGAAUGUCUUAUUGGACAAUUUGUACAGAUAACAUUGUCAAAUGUAAUAGAUGAAAAGUUAAUGAACUGUUUGGUUCUCCCCAACACUGAAUAUCUUCUGUAUGUUAAAUCAGUCAUCUUUACAAGGUGUAUUAUUUCUUUACUCCUUAUCCUAAAGGAGACCUUUCCUUUCUGAUGUGUAUUGUAAAAAGUCUUUACUCUAGUUGUAUAUAAAUUAUUUAUAAACACAACAAAAUAAGUUGAAGCAAGAGAUUGUAAUAUGAAAACUGCACCAUUUCAGUUAAAGGAGCAGUGUUACAGAGUUCGUCAGAACUUCUGCUGAAGUCAGAAAUGGACACAAGACAUUUUAGAAACAGGAAUGCUUGUUCACAGUUGAAGCCAACAAAAGGUAGAUUAAUGGCUUCAUCUCAAUGGUGUGAGAUGGCCACCUCUUUUAAGCACUGUUUACCUGAGAGAUCAGUAAAUGAGAACAGUAGGAAAGAAUAAGCUUUCCCAAUAUGCCUUCACACUGCGUAACUGGGUUCCCUUUGGGCACACUGAAACUGUGUGAAAAGACCAAAUGACUUAAAUACAUCCUGCUGGAAUCUGCUCAAUACCAGCUGAGUAUCCAGGAUGCAAGCCCCAAGUUCCUGUUGUCUUGCCCUUUCAUCAUGUGUCCAUUUCCUUCCCCACUUCAUUCCUGACCACUCUGUCUUUUCUUUUGUCUUCUAGCUUAUUAAUAUGCCUUCACCUGCCAACAUAACUCAGUAAUUGCACCAUGAGGUUAUGAUGGAAAAGGAAAAUUAAGGUGCUUGAUAAUUACUGGUAAAAGCUAUGCCAAAUGUCAGAAUAAAUGUUAUUUAUGGCAGCUGUAUCUCUCUGGCAUUGAGGUUGUAGUGGAAGUCAAACACCACAGUUAAAUUUGUCAUCUUUGCAAUUCCUUCCUUCCUCACAUGUCGACCUCUGCCUACCUGCAAAUAUGGAAGGGUCAUAUCCAAAGAGCAGUACGGAAACAUUACAUUAACAAUUACUUUCUGUGAGAAAGAAGAUGCUAAGGGCUCUGUAUUUAAUACUGCUUUGAUUGUCAGAGUUGAGUUUCCAGUUACAAAAGACACUAUGCAACUACAAGAAAAUGGAGCAAAAAAAAAAAAUCUAACAGGAGUUCUACUUAAUUCUCUAUGCUAUAGAAGUUCUGGUCUUCUCAGCUUUUUAAAUAAACUAUUUUUAAAUAUUAUUUAAGAAUUUGUUCCUAUUGGAGCAAGCAAAUGUUAACAGGAUAAACUCACAGAUGGUUUAUGAAUAUCUAGAAGCUGUAGAAAUAAAAUAUAUGUAUUAUUAACAUCA
Messenger RNA from Colius striatus (speckled mousebird), 3072 nucleotides. It is a transcript of the gene GPR183, whose product is annotated as G protein-coupled receptor 183. The transcript is spliced from 2 exons. The coding region runs from base 77 to 1183 and encodes 368 amino acids. NCBI's taxonomy places the organism in Eukaryota, Metazoa, Chordata, Aves, Coliiformes, Coliidae. The record is from RefSeq and is a predicted model, not a curated record. Gene Ontology annotation, molecular function: oxysterol binding; G protein-coupled receptor activity. Gene Ontology annotation, cellular component: membrane. Gene Ontology annotation, biological process: G protein-coupled receptor signaling pathway.